GUGGUUUGUUUUUUUUCUGUAUUUGCAGAGGAACCUGUUGGAGGAAGAUUCGGAUGAAGAGGAAGACUUUUUCUUGAGAGGGCCUUCUGGACCAAGAUUUGGACCCAGGAAUGACAAGAUCAGGCAUGUCCAGAACCAGGUGGACGAAGUCAUCGAUGUUAUGCAGGAGAACAUCACGAAGGUGAUUGAAAGAGGCGAGCGGCUGGAUGACCUGCAGGAUAAAUCAGAAAGUUUAUCAGACAAUGCAACAGCUUUUAGCAGCAGAGCCAAGCAGCUUCGGAGACAGAUGUGGUGGCGAGGCUGCAAGAUGAAGGCGAUCAUAGCGCUGGUGGCGGUCGUUCUCUUGCUUGUCAUCAUUGUACCCAUAGUCCUGAAGUACCAUACCUGACGGGGCAGCUGGAGGCUUUGGCGGAGCUGGCUCUGGGAUAACCAAACUGCUGUGUAAUUUA
Molecule: messenger RNA, 449 nt
Organism: Tauraco erythrolophus (red-crested turaco)
Lineage: Eukaryota; Metazoa; Chordata; Aves; Musophagiformes; Musophagidae
Source: RefSeq, a predicted model, not a curated record